This is a messenger RNA of Eremomyces bilateralis CBS 781.70, 1280 nucleotides long. RefSeq lists its product as uncharacterized. Gene Ontology annotation, molecular function: snoRNA binding. The transcript has 2 exons. NCBI's taxonomy places the organism in Eukaryota, Fungi, Ascomycota, Dothideomycetes, Eremomycetales, Eremomycetaceae. Gene Ontology annotation, biological process: rRNA processing. The record is from RefSeq and is a predicted model, not a curated record. The coding region runs from base 176 to 1012 and encodes 278 amino acids.
GCACAGAAAGAAUUCAUCCGUACGGAUAUUUCCUUCAAUUAAGUUUAUAAAUCCAUAGAGCCACGGUUUUAGAUUUAUCCCUUCACUAUUUGCAGCACCCUCGGAAUCAAAGGCACGAUCGAUUGCCACCCUCCACCGGUCCCCCACCCGUUUCAUUCCUACACCACCCACUACCAUGGCAGCCAACAAGCGGCGAGCGGAUGCUGCUGUCCAGUCGAGCUCGAGCAAAAGGCGCAGAUCGGUCACUCAAGUGAGCGAACACAAGAACGAGACAUCCUCGAAGCCAAUCGUGGACCGUGACGAGGACCAGAAUAUGGGAGGCACCGCAGGAUUCGAGGAGGAAAACACAUCCGAAGUUGAAGAGACGGAAAACGCACACAUGGUAGAUUCAGACGGAUCGGAAAGUUCAUCCGACAGCGACGACGCUCCGGAGGAAGUCUCCAAGUCAACCGCAACCCAAGCGCUCCACGCACAAGAAGCGGAGAAAAGCAAGGCGAUAGGAAGCCGUGUAGCGAAGCUACGAGAGAAGCGUCGCGCUCACGAUGACCGACUCCGUCUGCAAGUGCAGACAUCUUCACGGCGGAAGCGAACUUCGAAAUCACCGGAAUCCGACGUCGAAUCCGACGCUACAUCGGAACUCGACGUCGGUGGCAGCAGAGGUCGUCCUUCUCGUCUCCUUCCCCAAUCCCUUCUUGAGGCCGAACGAGAGCCCACACCCCCGACUGAGGACCCCUCCAAGAGAUUCGAUCUGGCGAUCCGGAAGAGCAAGCGGACCGUGUUCGCGUCGGAGAAGUCGCCAAAGGAUGUAAAGAAGGGCCCGUUGAAUGUACGGGUGCUGAGCAAGCGAAACCAGCUGUUGCCGCCGAAAUCGAAUGGUGCGAGUCGGAGUAUCCGGGAGAAAUGGUUACAGGGGAGGUCGCUGGAUCUGAAUGGUGGGAAGGGGGGCAAGCGGUUGAAAGGGGGAAAGCAGUUGGUGAGGAGAGAGGUCAGGAGGGGCUUCUUGCGCACCUGAGGGGCGUUCGAUUAAGAUGAUGAAGAGAUACCUAGGGAGCCAUGAGAGUUAUCCCAAAAACGAUUUUCCGAGGAAUGAACGAAAGACCGUUACUCGACGCUAUAACUGCGCUAAAAAUGACCAGAUGAUCAUAUAUCUCAUAGCCCAUGACUUCUCCGUUGCAUUCCCUACUAGUGGUUGAUUACCGUCCCUGGCGCCUCAUCCUCGGCUUUGUACGGCGGAUAUCCCACGAACUUAUUAAUCCAGUUCAACACCGCCGUAUGCCACA